Camellia sinensis is the source of this 582-nucleotide messenger RNA. RefSeq lists its product as uncharacterized. NCBI's taxonomy places the organism in Eukaryota, Viridiplantae, Streptophyta, Magnoliopsida, Ericales, Theaceae. The record is from RefSeq and is a predicted model, not a curated record.
AUAUAAUAAGGCCAUUUGGUAAAUGUCCAUCUAGAAAAAUACAUAUGAUCAUAUGAAAGAAGAGAAGGAAGAAGGUGCUCUCGUCAUAUGGGACUGUGGGAGUCCCUUGUAUGAUUCCUAUGAAUUGGCUUCACUUUCUCACCUCAUUGAUCGGCAUAUGAUGGCGCUGCCGUCUCCCGGUGGGUCAAUUCGGUAUGAUGUCCAGUCAAGACUGGACAGCGGCACCAUCACCACCACCACCACCGCCAUGAAGAUGAUGAAUUUCCGUGAAGUGGGUAUGUUGACCAAAUAUGCAGAAGGAAAAAUGUGGAAGAGAAAGAUGAUGAUCACAAGAGGAAGGAAAGAGAAACAAAACAAGCUCAAGAAUGGGUUUUAUAGAAUUUGUAGUGGGCUUUGUUUCAUGGAGAAGCAACAGAUAUUUGAAUGACGAAAAAGAGAGUAAAUGAGUUUUGCAAUACAGUUCUACAACUGACAUAUAAUCUGAUCAUAGAAUCGGAUAGAAUCGUUUUUAGAUGGAGUGAGAUUCACAAAUUGUAUUUGAUUGGAUGAUUAGAUUAUGUACACUUAGAAUUUAAAGUUGAA